Molecule: messenger RNA, 591 nt
Organism: Ascochyta rabiei
Lineage: Eukaryota; Fungi; Ascomycota; Dothideomycetes; Pleosporales; Didymellaceae
Exons: 3
Coding region: 1-591 (196 amino acids)
Molecular function (GO): oxidoreductase activity, acting on the CH-OH group of donors, NAD or NADP as acceptor
Source: RefSeq, a predicted model, not a curated record
AUGUCUGUCUACGUCAUCACCGAAGUGUCGAAGGGGAUCGGGUUCGAGCUCGUCAAGCAGAUCUCAGACAAUACCAACAACUUGGUCGUCGGUCUGGUCCGCGAUAAGAAUUCAACUAAGAAGAUGGUGAAAGCAGGGCUGGGCGAGCGUUCCAAUGUUCAUAUUCUCUAUGGAGACCUCACGAGCUACGCCAGCCUGAAGCAAGCCGCUGUCGAUACUGCGAAGAUUGUUGGUGAGUGUGGCAUCGAUUACCUAGUUGCUAACGUAGCGUAUCUCACUCUUUUCAAUGCUUUCGAUCCCCUUGGUGCAUUGAGCGACAAGGUCGAAGAGCUGGAGGAAGUCUCAUCCAAGGUAUUCCAAACCAACUUGACCGGCAACAUCCAUCUCUUCAAUCUCUUCCUUCCUCAAGUCCUCAAGGGCAAGGUCAAGAAGGUCAUUGCCAUCUCUAGCGGCCAUACGGACCUUGACUUCAUCAACGACUCCGAGACCGAGUUCUCUGCUUUUUAUUCUGCCGGCAAAGCAGCCAUGAACGUCAUGGUGGCCAAGUAUAGUGCCCAGUACAAGAAAGAUGUGUGCUCUUCUUCAGUAUGA